CGGCAACAGCAGUGAAUUAUCAAUUGAUAACUUCUUUUCUUCUAAUUCCUUCAAAACAAUAAAUGAAUCAACACAUCACAUUGAACAAUAAGUCUACCUUUUACGAUGUUUGCCUAACCAAAUAACUUGAUCCUUGUUUUCCAGUAAUGUCAUCAUUCGAAUAAAGGUAGGUAGCCUUUAGUCCGUUCGGUAUGAAGUAUGAAUUAUAUAUUUUGAAUAAUUAAUUACAAUUUGCAAGAAUUAAGUUUCCAACGGUACCGUUAGUCAACCUAAAAUUUUCAGUGUCCUUACGCGUAGUGUUACCAUGAUGUUUUUCGCAAUCCUGUUGAUGUUCGGUGCAAUGAAACCAUCGGAUACUGCAAAUAUACUUUUCUUUGCACCCAUCCCUUCAUAUAGUCAUCAAGUGAUCUAUCAACCAAUUUGGAAGGAACUUUCACUUAGAGGCCACAAUGUUACAGCAGUGGCAGUGAAUACACUCAACGACAAAACUCUAACCAACUUAACAGAAAUCGAUUUAGGAAUAUUAUAUGAGUACAAGAAGAGGUUUUCAAAAGAAUCUAUAAAUUUCAUAUUUCACAAGCCCAACUUUUUAGGGGUGUUCCUAAAGGAUAUGUAUAUAUACCAAAUCGUAUCAGUGGUUCAUGAAUUUGCCCUUAGAAACCCUGAAGUGCAGAAAUUGAUAAGAAGUAACGCAAAAUUCGAUGUUGUUAUUGUUGAGUGGUUAUUUCCAACAGCGGCAGCUUUCUCGACUAAGUUCAAUUGUCCUCUCAUAGGAAUAUCAUCUUUUGGUGUUCCAACUCCUGCUCUUGACGCUAUUGGUAAUCCAGCCCAUCCACUUCUUGCUCCUGAUCAUACUUUACCAAUAAGGAAAGAAGAAAUGUCACUCAAAGAGAGAUUGCUUUCUACAAUUUUCUCUGUCUACUCGAGAUUAUACUACAAUUUCGUUGUUCUUCCGAAAGAAGACCGUAUAGUGAAAGAUAUUUUUGGUCCAGAUAUGCCUUUUAUUGGAGACAUUGAACGAAAUAUAAGCUUAUUGUUAUUGAACAGGAAUCCAGUGUUUCAUAAGAUCAUGCCUGUUUUACCAAAUGUACAGGAGCUUGGUGGACUUAUAGAAAGGGGAAAAUAUAUUGAAUUGAAUUCUGAACUGAAGAAAUUUUUGGACGAUUCCAAAAAUGGUGUAAUAUACUUUAGUUUAGGGUCUAAUGUUCUAAGUUCCAAUUUGCCAGAAGAUUUGAUAGAAAAAUACAUCAAAGUAUUUGAGCAAAUACCUUAUAACGUUUUAUGGAAAUGGGAAACAGACAAGCUUCCUAGACAGCCAAAGAAUGUUUACAUACACAAAUGGGUACCCCAAACAACAGUUUUAGCUCACCCAAAUGUGAAGUUGUUUAUGACACAAGGUGGACUCCAAUCAAUGGAGGAGACGAUAUCUCAUCAUGUACCUAUUAUUGGAAUGCCUUCACAUUCAGAUCAGACAAUGAAUGUUGACACUGCUGUUAAAUAUGGAUUUGGAAUCGGUAUAGAUUUUGAUGAAAUAACAGUAGAAAAACUUAAGGCUGCAAUCAAUGAAAUAAUGACUGACAAGAGCUACAAAGAGAAUAUCAUACAAAUCGAAAAACUAAUGAAUGAUGUCCCAAUGAAAGGUAUAGAGAAAGCUGUUUGGUGGAUAGAAUAUGUAAUAAGACAUAAAGGAGCAAAACAUCUUCGAAGUUCUUCGAUGGACAUACCAUGGUACCAAUAUUUACUUCUUGAUGUCAUGGCUGUAAUAUUAUCGGUAUUGAUAUUAGCAAUAUUUAUAAUCUACCUAUUAGUUAAAUCAAUCCGCAAAUUGUUUAGGCUAAUUUUCUGUAAAAAAAAUAAAUCAAAAAAAGAAUAAUAAUAAAAUACCCAAUUAAAGUUA
Messenger RNA from Harmonia axyridis, 1897 nucleotides. Its product is annotated as UDP-glycosyltransferase UGT5-like. NCBI's taxonomy places the organism in Eukaryota, Metazoa, Arthropoda, Insecta, Coleoptera, Coccinellidae. The transcript is spliced from 4 exons. Gene Ontology annotation, molecular function: UDP-glycosyltransferase activity. The coding region runs from base 305 to 1873 and encodes 522 amino acids. The record is from RefSeq and is a predicted model, not a curated record.